Messenger RNA from Parascedosporium putredinis, 732 nucleotides. The record is from the annotation of a GenBank genome assembly. NCBI's taxonomy places the organism in Eukaryota, Fungi, Ascomycota, Sordariomycetes, Microascales, Microascaceae.
AUGCCGUUUUCCUCCGCACUUUCUGGUUCCUCGACCACCACCUCCUCCCAGAAUCCUAAAUAUGGCAUGUUGAGCGUCGCGAGAGCAAAGGCCAAGAAGCGCGCUCAGGGCGCUCGCGAUGAUGCCUCCGGAAACCUCCCGCCCCUUGAGGCCUUCACUUUUAAAAGCUUCAUGGCGAACGGCCGGGUCGAUUCCGAUGACGCUAGCCACAGCAUCAACGCCGAUCUUGAUCGCAUCGCCGAGAUAUGCGCCCGCUCGCGUUACUCCCUUAGCAACCAAUACGAGGUCCACAAAGCCCCACAUGGCUCGGGCGAGUCCUUCCUCGCCGCCGUCGCGGCAGCCAAGAACCAACCCAUCCAGGGCCCCACACUUCAGGUCGUCUCCUCGGACGACGAGCGGCAGAUGAGACACUCUAGGAGGAGGCGCGGCAUCCGGAGGCGGAGUGUCGCCGUCGGCACCCUCGAGACCAUUAUGUCGAGCAGCCGCUCUUCGGAGGAGGACAAGUCCAAGAAGCACAAGUCUGCCGCCGAGAUUGCCGAGGAGGUUCGAGUAGGGCCGCGGCCCGAAAAGGGUCCGGAACUUCAUCGCCCCCGCAUCCUCAGGGACAGGUGGCUCCUCCGCUCAAACCCCGGCAAGGCGAGUCAUGCCGAGGGUAGCCUGCGCGAACUUCUCAAGAGUUCGAGUCAGGAUAAGCCUGACGCCAAGGGCAAGGGCGUUGAAAGAUCGCAAUAA